Saccoglossus kowalevskii is the source of this 813-nucleotide messenger RNA. RefSeq lists its product as uncharacterized. The record is from RefSeq and is a predicted model, not a curated record. Lineage: Eukaryota; Metazoa; Hemichordata; Enteropneusta; Harrimaniidae.
AUGUAUGACCCGGAAGUAAAUCUUUUACGAUUCCAUGUCAUUCCAUGUGGGCAAGGUUUACAACGUAUCACUGAUAUUGAAAUACUAAUGGUAUACCUAUAUAAGGCAGUUCAUGCCUAUAAGGCAACCGAUGAUGGAGAGUUGACCAUUAAGGUCAACGAUAUAAUUGAAGUUGAAGGAUUGCCAUGGCAGUUUCAAGGCAACCCAAAAGAGCCUCGUGGAUGGAUUUUAGGAAAAUUUAAUGAUGUGGAGGGCUCUUUCAAGGAGAUGAAGAUGAGAACGUCCUCUAUGAGAGUGCAAGUGAGCAUGUUAUCACUCAAUGGUAGAAAUUUAGUUGUUUCAAGAAAAGUUGAAACAGGAUUUUGUGUUGUUGUAUCUGUGCUGAUUACAGCAACUGCAGAUGAACUCUUAAAAUUGGCUGUUGCUGAACAAUUAGAACAAAAUAGAUUAUUGUCAACAGAAGCCAAAUAUGUAUUGCUAUACAAGGAUCGAAGUCUUGUAAAAUAUAUUCCGGGGUCAACUGAAACAUUCAUGCUAAAAAAAUACAAGAUUAAAAUGAAGCAACCGUAUACCAAGUUGUGUUUUUAUUUAUGUCUCGAAACUGCAUAUGCAGAGUACAACCAAAUGAGCACUGAUAAAGAUUAUCACUAUGUUGACACAGAUGAUAAUAGUGAUACUGUUGAUGAACAUUGAACAAUGCCAUCAUGAUAUUAAAGGAGAAGAAAUAGAAAAUGAACAUGAGAAUGAAAUUGAAACUAUAGAAGAUGGUAACCCAGAUAUAGAUACUGAAGUGGCUUUUGGAAACAAUCCAAA